AUGGCAGAGCGGAAGACCCAGGAUCAAGCUAACCGGCGCGUGGUGCCGCUCGGUAGUGACGGCGAGGUAGCGGAGGCAAGGGCAACUACCGGCCGCCGCAACAGCGACAAGCUCCGCAUCAAAUCGCACAGCCUUGGUCGGGAGAGGCAAGCAAGGCGCCGUGUGACGCCGCUCGGGGAAGACGAGUCCGAGGAAGCUCGAGAAAGAGGGGUGCCGGUUCCCGCGGUAGGACUCCCACGCGAGGAACCCCCCCAUCCCGGAGAGCCUGGCAGCAAUGGCGGCGGCAGCGGUGGGGGCGUUGGCGGUGUCGAUAGCGGCGAUGGCGCUGCCGGCGCCAGCACCAGCGGGCAGCAAGAGUCGCCGGCGACGUUCACGAGGAACGCCUUCGUGGCCGAGCAGCUCAAGCACCUUGCGAGGGCCGUCAGCAGCAUCCCGUCGUCCCCUGCAGUGGGACAGGAAGCGGGGUGGUGGGGAGACAGAGCAGCCGGGGGAGGAGGAGGAGGAGGAGCAGGAGGAGGAGACAACAACCCGCACACGGGCAGCGCGCCACCCGUGUUCUUGCUUCAGUCCCCCGCCUCGCACCUCUAUCGGCAGCUCCGAUCGACGCCAUCCACAGCGAGCAACACCGAGGCUUCUGGGAGCUCCUCUCGGCCCUUGUCCCACUCUGGAGGCGCUGCUUCGCCCAACGAGAGAGCUGCCGCCGCUGCCGCCGCGGCAGUCACUUUGAAUGCAACCACCACGCCCCCUCGCCUUGGUUCGGCACCAACGCCGGGGGGAAUCCUGCAGUCGCCCGGGGGAGAGCGGGGCGCCGGGGCGGCGGCAACGACCACCUUGGCCGCUGGUUCGGCCGCAGGAGGCGGCGGCGCCGGUGGCCCUGGAGUCCGCGCCGCUCCUUCGCCCGCUGGCCCUCCCGGCGUCGGUGGUGCUGAGCGGGAGGCGUUCUGGUCUCAGGGAUCGACGGUCCAGGAAUACCUCGUCGCCCAGCUGCAGCAGCUGUCGCAGCUGCUGGACUCGCCGCCGCCGCGUCGGGAGGCGGGGCCGCAGACCGGCGCGACGCUUCCAGAGGUGGCGGUGGCCGUGGCACCCGAAGAAGAACGGCGCAGGAGCGUAAAAAGGAGCCUGGAGAGGGCGGGCAGCGGCGGGAGUUCCCUGCAAUACUCGCUGUCGGCCGCGUCCUCGAGGUCCGGUAGCCCCUUCUCGCUCGACGGAACGACGGCAGCGAUGGCUGUGACAGCGGCCAGGAGGGCGUCCCGUGGCAGCGGGAGCGAAGGCGGCGGCGGCGAAGCUAGCGACGAGUCCAGCAAGAUCGACGUGGAGGGCGUAGAGCCAGUGUCCAGUUCGACCACGCCCUCCGCGUUGUUCUCGGCGGGGAGGAUGGUGACAACGCCGCUGUGGCCGCCGCCGGUGCCUCGGGGAGCGGCCGCCCCAUUCGAAGGCGGUGGACUCGCUGCGGCCUCUCCCCGACCGGCGGGAGACGCACGAUCUCCACCAGGAGGCGGAGCCGGCAAGGUCAAAGAGGGCGAGCGAAAAUCUCCCACUUCGGUGUCGCCGCCUCCAAUGGUGUCCCCGUCUCCCGCAAGCGCCGUCGGCAACAGGUACGGCGGCGCCGUGCCGCCUUCGGCGGCGGGGGUGCGACCGGGGACGAGAGUCCCAUCCAGCGCGGCGGUCCGGGAGGGUGACGGCGACAAGGACGUCGAAAAUGGCACCGUCGGCGGCGUCGGCGGCGGCGGCGUGACCGCGGACGGCGGGGGUGACGACGGAGGGCGGCCCGGCAGGGAAAGGUCGACGUCGGCUGCGGCUUCGUCGGCCGCAGCUUCGUCUGGCCACAUAUGGAGCAUGAGGUCCGUCCGGGAAGGGUCGGAGGAGAGCGGCGUGCUUCAUCCCACGAGGAGGCGGUCCUCGUACAGGAGCAGGAGCGGGGCGUCCCACCGCCUCACGGAGGCGUUCGGGCGGGCCAAGCUCUGGCGGCGCAUGCUCGAGUCGGAGUCCCGCACGAGGAGCGCCGUCAUGGCCGGGAUAGAGGACGAGAACAGGGGGGUGCUGGAGCAGGGGCUCGUGCUGCCGUGCGCUCCCUCGGACGAAGAAAAGGAAAUCUACCACAAGACCGGCAGGUGUUUCCUUGUGACUGCUGGCGUCGUUUCGGUAGGCGCUCUGUCGGCGGGCAUGUGGCUCUUCACGUUUGCGGCCCCCUUCUUCUACUGGUUUGCGGCCCCGACGGCCUUCAUCAUGGGGUACCUCUUGCUCUCUUAUUUCGGGGUGGCCGUGUGGGGCAAAGACUUCGACCCGGAGGACCACGCCGCGAGGAUCCGCAAGGCGCAGCACGAGCACUACUACCCGUCCGUCGACAUCUUCCUGCCGGUCUGCCGGGAGCCCACCCACCUGCUCGACAACACCUGGAAGUACGUGCGGGCCCUGGACUACCCCAACGUGACCGUGCACGUGCUGGACGACGGGGCGAAGGAGGAGGUUCGCCAGCUUGCGGAGAUGCACGGGUUUCAAUCGUCCCCGUUUGGCGCGACGAAGGCUCACCGAGAGCAACCAGAGUGGUUGGCUUGGUGGGAAUGCGAGCGGGUCGCUCUGCGCCGGAGUAGGUUCACAGACAUUCGGCGGACCAACAUCCCGGAGCUGAAGAAGGCUGGCAACCUUCGGUACGCCUUCGCUCGCACUUCCGGCGAGGUCUUGGUCAUCUUCGACGCCGACUUCUGCCCCAGGCCCGAGUUCUUGAAGGAAACCACGCCGUACUUCAAGGACAGAGACGUGGCCAUCCUGCAGACGCCGCAGUUCUUCCGGUACCGCGAGGAGCAGACGUGGGUCGAGAAGGGCGCGGGCGUGACGCAGGAGCUCUUCUACCGAAUGGUGCAGGUUAAUCGGAACAAGUUCGACGCGUCGAUCUGCGUGGGCACGUGCGGCGUGUACCGGCGCGAGGCGCUCGCGCCCUUCGGCGGGACCGCGGCUAUCGGGUAUUCGGAGGAUGUGCACACCGGCUUCAACUGCAUUCAGCUCGGCUACAAGGUGAAGUACGUGCCGCAGGUGAUGGCGAUGGGGACGUGUCCCGACGAGCCGCGGGCCUUCUUCAUGCAGCAGUACCGCUGGUGCAUGGGAAGCACCACCCUCCUGUCCAACCGGGAGUUCUGGCAGUCCACCCUGACCAGGAAGCAAAAGCUUUGCUACCUCAGCGGGAUGUUCUACUACUCGGCCACGGCGAUUACGAUCUUCACUGGGCCCCUGCCGGGGAUGCUGCUUAUCUGGUUCAAGCCGGAAGCCGUCCUUUGGUUCAACAUCUCCUUCGCCGUGCCUUCUAUCCUCUUCGGGUACGUCGGCAUGCGUUUCUGGGCGAAGCAGCCGUACGACUUCUGCUGCCAGCGAGUGAAGGUCAUCCAAAGUUAUUCUCACCUGUAUGCUUUGAAGGACAAGAUCAUGAACACGACCAUUCCCUGGGUUCCCACCGGCGGAGGAGCCUCCUCCAGGUCAUCCUCGCAGGCGUACGAGUCUUCCGUCAAGCUGAUGCUGGUCUGGACUAUGAUGUAUACGCUUCUCACCGUUGGGGGCGCCGCCUGGAGGGUAACUGACUUCCCAUGGUACCACUUUGUCCCGACGAUCCUGCUGUCGAUCCUCAACUUCGGCCUGCACAUCAGCACGCUGCUGUAA
Molecule: messenger RNA, 3648 nt
Organism: Ectocarpus siliculosus
Lineage: Eukaryota; Phaeophyceae; Ectocarpales; Ectocarpaceae
Source: the annotation of a GenBank genome assembly